CAUGCUGUAUGUUGCACACACACCAGUAAACUCUCUAAAACUCUUCAGAAAUCUCUCUUAAAGAUCUACAGAGUCUCCUGUGUGUUUCUAAACUGCAGUACAUACCAGAAAGAAAUCAGAGCAAGCGCCCACACUCUUUCACACACAGAUAUGGCUUCCUCCAGCAUUCUCCUGUCUGAAGAGCAGUUCCUGUGCUCUAUCUGUCUGGAUGUGUUCACUGAGCCAGUCACCACUUCAUGUGGACACAACUUCUGCAUGGCCUGUGUCACAAAGUACUGGGAUAGCAAGGACCUGUGUCAAUGUCCACUGUGUAAGGAGAACUUCUAUAGACAACCUGAGCUUCGUGUCAACACAACAUUAAGAGAGGUUGUAGAGAAUUUUAAAAGGAUGAGAGACAGAGGUAAAGAUGAGUCCCCUGCCAAACCUGGAAAAGUGCCCUGUGACGUCUGCACUGGGAAGAAGUGCAAGGCCCUGAAGUCCUGCCUGGUGUGUCUGGCCUCUUACUGUGAGACUCACCUGGAGCCUCAUCAGAUAGCCCCAGCCUUCAAGAGACAUAAGCUGAUCGACCCUGUGGAGAACCUGGAAGACAGGAUCUGUAAGAAGCAUGACAGAAUCCUGGAGCUGUUCUGUAGGACUGACCAGACUUGUGUGUGUCAGUUCUGCACUGAGGCAGACCACAAGACUCAUGACACUGUCCCUAUAGAGGAAGAGUGUGGAGAGAGGAAGGCUCAGCUGGGGAAAACUGAGGCAGAAGUGCAGCAGAUUAUCCAGGAGCGACUGCAGAAGGUUAAAGAGAUCAAACUCUCAGUAGAUCUCAGCAAGAGAUAUGCAGAGAGAGAGAUAGCAGACAGCAUGCAGGUUUUCACUGCUCUGGUGCUCUCCAUUGAGAAAAACCAGGCUGAGCUAAUUGAGGUGAUUGAGGAGAAGCAGGAAGCAGUUGAGAGGCGGGCUGAAGGGCUCAUUAAAGAGCUGGAGCAGGAAAUCACUGAGCUAAAGAGGAGAAGGACUGAGCUGAAGCAGCUCUCCCACAGUGAGGACCAUCUCCAACUUCUCCAGAGCUUCCUAUCCCUAGUGUGCAACCCUCCACCCACCAAGAACUGGUCUGAGAUCAGCGUUCACAGUGAUCUGUUUGUGGGGACUGUGAGGAGAGCUGUGUCUCAGCUGGAGGAGACACUGAAUAAAGAGAUGGAGAAGCUGCCUGAAGUCAAACUGAAGAGGAUUCAGCACUAUGCAGUGGAUGUGACUCUGGAUCCUGAUACAGCAAACCGCUGGCUCAUCCUGUCUGAAGAUGGGAAACAAGUAAGAUAUGGAGACACACCACAGAAACUUUCUGACAAUCAAAAAAGGUUUGAUCGUUUUGCCAUUGUUCUUGGAAAGAAUGGCUUCUCCUCAGGGAGAUUUUACUAUGAGGUGACGGUUAAGGGGAAGACUAGGUGGACUUUAGGAGUGGCCAGAGAGUCCAUAGACAGGAAGGGGAUUAUCAAACCGAGACCUGAGACUGGACUAUGGACUCUGGUCCUGAGGGAUGGGAAUCAGUACACAGCCUGUGCCUCCCCCCAAGUCUGUCUCUCCCUAAACGAGAAGCCCCAGAAGGUGGGGGUGUUUGUGGACUAUGAGGAGGGUCAGGUCUCCUUUUAUGAUGUGGAGGCCAGGUCUCAUAUCUACUCUUUCACUGGAUGCACCUUUACAGAGAAACUCUAUCCAUACUUAGGCCCCUGUAAUAAUGCUGGUGGUAAAAACUCAGCUCCUUUCAUCAUCUCUCCUCUCAAUCACACAGACUGAUUAAACGAUGGAGAGAGAACUGUUUUUCAUAACAGAUCAUUUACAACGUACAUUUACAAAUCAUUAAAUGUAUCAAUAUAUUUCCAAAUUAGUAUAUUUAGUCAGGUUGACAUGUCACAUGAUUAGAAUAUCCACGAUGUCCUCUGAAAUUGUAUCAACAAAUGAGAAUGUAAACUGUUCUGUACAUCUUAACAUGGAUAAGAAAUGCUUGUAUUUACUGAAAAGUAAGACUAUGAACUGGAAUGAACUUCAAUAGAAAAUAAAUAAAUGGUAUGUUUGAUUAGGGCUGUGACGAUUAUGGAAUUUUGAGUAACGAUUUACUGUCAUGUAAAUGGCCAAUGUUAUUGCCAUAAUUGUCAUUGGUGUUGAAACAUGUUUUGAGCUUGUAAUGUACCAUAACGCAUCUUUGAAAAUUUGCUAAGACAUACCUAAUGAAUACAACACAGCUAUGGUGUCACACGCUGUCUCAAAAACAAAUGGUUUUGACCACUUGGAACUAUUGGAAAUGAAGCUUGUCCUCCUGACCGUGGAUGUAGAUGAAUGUGAGAAAGUACUUGCCUUUGAGCUGGUUAUUGGUCUAUCACAGUGACUGUAAUAAAGGACUUACUUUUCCUUUGA
Messenger RNA from Coregonus clupeaformis (lake whitefish), 2400 nucleotides. Its product is annotated as E3 ubiquitin-protein ligase TRIM39-like. The record is from RefSeq and is a predicted model, not a curated record. NCBI's taxonomy places the organism in Eukaryota, Metazoa, Chordata, Actinopteri, Salmoniformes, Salmonidae. The transcript is spliced from 2 exons. Bases 151 to 1782 code for a protein of 543 amino acids. Gene Ontology annotation, molecular function: zinc ion binding; protein binding.